Cuscuta europaea is the source of this 1387-nucleotide messenger RNA. The record is from the annotation of a GenBank genome assembly. NCBI's taxonomy places the organism in Eukaryota, Viridiplantae, Streptophyta, Magnoliopsida, Solanales, Convolvulaceae.
UGAAUUCCAUCGCCGAUCGCCUUCUUCUCUGACUCCCAAUUUAGGAUUUCUUUCCGCGGAAGUACACGGUUCCAAUCUUCCACGAAUACAUGGAUAAGCUCUCUCUCUUUCUAAUAUGUUCAUUGGUGCAAGUAAAGCUCCCUCCAGCUCUCUCCAAUUCAAAAAUUGCAGCCUACCCUCCUCCUUACGGACUCGACGUCGCCGUUAACUCGGCCAGCUCCCACCCCGCGCCUUCUGAUAACCUCGUCCCCGUUCGGCGUGAAGUACACGGGGGUGGUCGGAUUUUCGACAUAACACAUACUCUGCGCCCUGAAAUGCCGUCAUGGGGUUCUGAAGAGGGACUCGGUCAGUUCCUGUGGCUCCCCCAAAGCAUGAAAAACGGUUCUCUGGCCAACAACUCCGAGAUGAAGCUCCCUACUCACACCGGUACUCAUAUUGAUUCCCCUGGCCAUGUCUAUGAUCACUAUUUGGAUGCAGGAUUCGAUGUUGACACUCUCGACCUUGAAGUUCUGAACGGUCCUGCAUUGGUCAUUGAUGUUCCAAGGGACAAGAACAUUACCGCUCAAGUAAUGAGGUCCUUCAAUAUUCCAAAGGGAGUUAAGCGAGUGUUGUUUAGAACGCUUAACACGGACAGGCGUCUUAUGUGGAAGAAAGCAUUUGACACAAGCUAUGUGGGAUUCAUGAAGGAUGGAGCACAGUGGCUAGUUGACAACACUGACAUUAAACUUGUAGGAAUUGAUUACUUAUCUGUUGCUGCAUAUGAUGACCUGAUUCCUUCCCAUUUAGUUUUUCUCAAAGACAGGGAAGUUAUUCUCGUGGAAGCCCUGAAACUCGAUGAUAUUGAACUUGGGGUGUAUAAUGUCCAUUGCUUACCAUUGCGGAUGCUUGGUGCUGAGGGCUCACCCAUUAGAUGCAUUCUUAUAAAGUGAAAAAACUGAAAAUGCUCACUUCCAACUGUUGUUACACAGGCAAGUCACACCAUGCUGAAGAACAACCCAAUAUUAUGCAUUUUGCCCCCCCCCACCCAUUUGAUAGCCUCUUUAAUCUUUACCAGGUUAUUAUCAUGCAUGUUUAGUAGUUGCUGCAAAAACCAGCUGGGGGGGGGGGGGGGGGGGGGGGGGGGAUCUUGAAGCUAUGCAAGUUGAAAGUGCCAUCAGAAGCUUUAGUGGGAUCAUCUUUUCUAACUUGGAUUCCUUUGGUUGAGAUAUGUGAUGGCCUUUUUACUUAACAGUCACAUUAAAUAUGCACAUAGAUAACAUUUAAUAUUCCAGGACCGAUGGCAGGUUGAAAUGGGAUAUGCAUUUGUAUUUUUAAAUACCCUUUAGUUAUUCGGAAGUUUUAGUUAAUGAAUUGCUAUGUUAUUAUAAAAAAAUGUCCACAUUGUGCA